AUGGACAUACAUUUGAUGGAGACUUUAUACAGAGCCUUUAACUUUGCGACCAAACCAAUGGUGGAUAAUGUUGCUAGUGGGUCAUUUACUACUCUAUCAUUUCAAGAUGCUGCUAAUAUGCUGAAUAGGAUGACCAAACUAAGUAGGGCUUGGUACACCAGUGAUUCUGUGGUGGAAAGUCCAACUAUUCCUAUUGGAAUGAAUGAUGAACAGCGUAGAAGAGAUAAGGAGAAGGAUCAAGACAUAGCCCAUCUAAAGAUUCUAAUAGACCUGCUCACCAAGCAUUUAUUCUCAGGAAGGAUGGAAAAGGUAAAGGCUGCAAUAAUUCGGGACCGUGUUGAUAUGGAACCUGAAGAAGAAGUCAACUAUGUUGCUAAUCAGGGGGUUUCUGAGAAGACAGAUGGUUCAUGUAUGGUGAUUGCCACUAGGAGUGGUAAAAUGUUAUCUAGACCUUUUGUGGGCAAAUCUAUGAGCAUUGAGGAAGUUGCAGAGGAACCAGCAGAACAAUACCUAGAGGAGACUAAGAAGACAAAAAGUUUUAUUGAUAUGUCAGACAAGGAGAAAGAAGAGGAAGUGCAAUUGACUAUAAAUGUUUCUUUGCUCGAAGCACUUGAGCAAAUUCCAGGAUAUGCGAAAUUCAUGAAAGACCUUGUUACUAAUAAACGAACAGUGAGUUUCAAUCUAGAAGCAGAUCUCCACCUUUGCAGCGCUAUUUCCAUAAGCACCUUGAUGCAGAAAAAAUUAGAUCCAGACUUCAUUAUUCUGGACUGUGAGAUGGACUUCGAGGUGCCCAUAAUCUUGGGUCAUCCUUUUCUUGCAACCAGAAGUGUGUUGAUCUAUUUAAGAGCGAAUGAGCUCUUAUUCAGGGUGAACAAUGAAAAGGAUGUGGUCAGAACUGAACAGCUUGUCAUUAAGCCCUUAGCCACGGUUGUGAUGAACUAUGAUAGCGAAGGAAUUGAGGAGUAUGAAGAGACAAUUUGUGCCCUGAUUGGCCUGGGCUCAUAUUCUCAUGCUUCUAAAAAGCUCGACCUUCAUCUGGCUAAUCGACCAACACCACCAGCCAAGCCAUCUAUUGAAGAACCUCCGGUGUUAGAAUUGAUGGAGCUACCUGGUCACUUACGAUAUGUGUUUCUGGGGAAAAGAAGCACGCUACCUGUUAUUAUUGCAGCUAAUUUGGAAGAAAGGCAGGUAAAUGCACUUGUUUCAGUACUUCAGAGGCACAAGAGAGCAAUCGGAUGGACCAUCACAGAUAUUAUUAGCAUCCCCCCUGCAUCUGAGGUGGUUAAAAAGAAGAUUAUUAAAUGGUUGGAUGCAAGAGUAGUUUACCCUAUUUCUGACAGAAAAUGGGAGGGUAUCGUGCUGGGCCACAAAAUUUCUGAAAAAGGGAUUGAAGUUGAUCGAGCAAAGGUGGAAGUUAUCGAUAAAUCAUCACCUCCUAUUUUAGUAAAGGGAGUGCGUAGUUUUCUUGGUCAUGCAGGAUUUUAUCGGAGAUUCAUAAAAGAUUUCUCCAAAGUUGCAAAUCUGUUGGAGAAGGAAGUGAAAUUCCUCUUCAAUGACGUAUGCUUGAAAGCAUUUGAGUGCAUUAAAAAGAAGUUGAUUGAGGCCCCUAUUGUUAUUCUACCUGACUGGGAAAAAUCAUUUGAAAUAAUGUGUAAUGCAAGUGGUGUCACGCUGGGAGCUCUGGUCUAUGAAAAAGCGUACCAUUUGCCAAUAGAGCUGGAACACAAGGCUUUAUGGGCGCUCAAGAGGUUGAACUUGAAUUGGAAGGAAGCAGCAAAGAUGAGACUAGGGCAACUGAAUGAGAUGGAUGAAUUCCGUCUCAGGGCGUAUGAACGAACAGAUUUGUAUAAAGAAAAGAUGAAAAGACUCAAAUUGUUUCCAGAAAAGCUGAAAUCUAAGUGGUCGGGUCCUUUUAAGGUAAAUCAAGUCUACUCAUCUGGGGUAGUGGAGCUCAAAAACGAAGAUGGCAGUACAUUCAAGAUACAAGUGAUUGGGGAGGAAACCAAAUGA
Capsicum annuum is the source of this 2010-nucleotide messenger RNA. RefSeq lists its product as uncharacterized. Lineage: Eukaryota; Viridiplantae; Streptophyta; Magnoliopsida; Solanales; Solanaceae. The transcript is spliced from 10 exons. The record is from RefSeq and is a predicted model, not a curated record. Bases 1 to 2010 code for a protein of 669 amino acids.